AUGACAUCGUACACGUCUUCAACCUCAAAAAUACAAGAAGAAGAACAGAAACAGAAGCAUUUGUCCAACCCAUUCACAGCCUUUAGAGCAUUGACUUGGCAUAAUUGGUUCACUUUUUACGUUGCUUGGUUAGCAUUGUAUGCCGAUUUCUUGGACAGUAUCAUGAUGGUGAUUUGUAUUCGAAAAUUAUCACUCUAUUAUGCGAUCUCAAAGACCGAAUUCACCACAGCAAUUACGUUAACGUUGCUCUUUCGUCCUAUUGGUGGAGUCGUAUUUGGCUUGUUAUCGGAUUUGAAAGGAAGACGUUGGCCAUUGGCUAUUGCUCUAACUUUGCUGGGAUGCUUUCAAUUAUCUUCGAUCUUUGCUAAAUCAUUCUCCGUGUUCCUUUUUAUUCGAGUACUGGCUUCAAUUUGCAUCGGAGGAUUUUAUGGAAUGACUUCGCAAGUGUAUGAUAGUGCACCUGCUCAAACAAGAGGAAUGCUUGGAGGGCUUUUGCACUGUGCAAUUAGCUAUGCAGGAGUCACAGCUGCAGGUCUAAAUAUGUCUUUCGGUGACAGUCCAGACUCAUUCAAAAAGAUGUUUUGGGUAGGCGUUGGAAUCACGUUCUUUGCUGCUUUGCUACGAGCUUUAUUGCCAGAAUCUCCACAAUUUUGUCAAGUGGAAGAUGACAUCUUGAUCGGACCUGGGGAAGGAAAGUAUAGAAGCAAGAUACGUAGGUUUGGAUAUCAAUUUCGAAUGAUGUUUUCUGAAUCUUGGCCAAUUUUUAUUUAUUGCACAAUCUUUGUAAGCUUAAACGGUUGGAUCAACGGCAUCUUUAGUGCCAAUUAUUUCGUCUUUUUAAUGUCGGAGAAAGGAUUGAGCAACAAAACGGCAAGUAUCGUCAUGAUGCUUUUGGCAAUUGGAACGAUUCUUGGUAUGAUUCUUGGAGGGGCAAUAAGUCAAGUUUCAUUCUUUGGUAGAAGAAGAAUGGCAGUUUUAUGCGCAAUAAUGUCAUUCUGCAUUUUACCAGCAGCAAUCCUACCAAAUACAGCAUGGGGACUCGCGCUUGGUUGCAAUUUCUUCUACAUGUUUCUUCACGGUUAUUCAGGCGUUAUGCAUUCUCAUUUGAACGAAUUAUCACCUGGUGCAUUUAGAGCAUUCUUUACUGGAACAGUUCAACAGCUCGGUGUAAUGUUGGCCGCACCUGCAACCCAAAUUGCCACAGCUAUUGCAGAUUCACACCAUGUCAAAGGACCAAAGGGAACUCUAGUGGAAGCUUAUAGUCCCACGAUUGCUAUUGGAGCGGCUAUUUGCCUAUUACUGAAAGUUGUUUGGGUUUCAAUUGGACCCGAACGUCGAGAAGCCGAUCUUCAGAGUUUCACACCCGCCCUAAAAUCGAGUGGUGGCCAACGUAAAUAA
Meira miltonrushii is the source of this 1398-nucleotide messenger RNA. Its product is annotated as MFS general substrate transporter. The record is from RefSeq and is a predicted model, not a curated record. Bases 1 to 1398 code for a protein of 465 amino acids. The transcript has a single exon. Gene Ontology annotation, biological process: transmembrane transport; carboxylic acid transport. Gene Ontology annotation, molecular function: carboxylic acid transmembrane transporter activity. Gene Ontology annotation, cellular component: plasma membrane. Lineage: Eukaryota; Fungi; Basidiomycota; Exobasidiomycetes; Exobasidiales; Brachybasidiaceae.